Molecule: messenger RNA, 933 nt
Organism: Arachis ipaensis
Lineage: Eukaryota; Viridiplantae; Streptophyta; Magnoliopsida; Fabales; Fabaceae
Source: RefSeq, a predicted model, not a curated record
AUGGCUAGUGAGGAGAGUUUUGUAGUGUUGGUUCACCACAGAGAAACGAUUAAGAGGAAAACACGAUCUGGUGUGAAGUUCACCGAUAAGGAUCCUCUCAGUAUUUUCGUGAGGCCUACGACGAGCUACGAUGACCUUGGUAAUUCUGUGAUACAGAAACUUGGUCUGCAGGGGGUGAAGCGGGUUAAGAACUUUUUCUAUCGCAUUCCAAUAUCAGUGUUGAAGGAAAUCGUGAAACCUGCUGGUGCAUCUUCCUCCGUUCCUGUGUAUGAACCUCCAGUCCAGCCUGUCGCGUCCCAUUCAUUCGCUGUUGAUCUGAACUAUAGUGGAGGCGGGGAGGUUGGACAAGGGGGUUUUGUGCCGAGCUCUUUACAGUGUGUUGCACCGGUUGGUCUUGGAGAUGCAUUGUUGGAUGAUCCAGACGAUGAUGAUGUGGAGUCGGAUAUCAUUGCUGAUGACAUCGGCGAUGAUAUUGGAGCGAGUGAGCCUGCUGGUAUGGGACGUGGUUCUAGCUCUGGCACACAGCAGUACCCUCCGCACUUUUUCUCUUUGGACUUGGAUGCCAUGAGGCAGGAUGGGGUUCCUGGGGAGCCUGCUAGAUUUGGUGCUAGAGAUGCCGAAGGGUCUGCAGGUCUUACAGAGUUUUCGGUUGGUCAGCAAUUUCAGGAUAAAGAUGAGGUCGUGUUAAGUGUGAAGACCUACAGCAUCCGACGCGGGGUACAGUACACAGUGGUGGAGUCUGACUAUCGCCGUCUCCAGCAGCGCAAGGGCAUUUGGGAGGUCAAACGGUACAACGGACCACAUACGUGUCUGGCGACAUCCAUCUCCAGCGACCACAGGAGUUUGGAUUAUCAUGUGAUUUCAGCAUUCAUCAUGCCAAUGGUUAGGGCUGAUGCAUCCGUCAGCAUCAAGGUGCAUAAACCGCUAGCAUAA